This is a messenger RNA of Cornus florida, 622 nucleotides long. RefSeq lists its product as uncharacterized. The record is from RefSeq and is a predicted model, not a curated record. The transcript has a single exon. Gene Ontology annotation, biological process: mitochondrial respiratory chain complex II assembly. The coding region runs from base 66 to 422 and encodes 118 amino acids. Gene Ontology annotation, cellular component: mitochondrion. Lineage: Eukaryota; Viridiplantae; Streptophyta; Magnoliopsida; Cornales; Cornaceae.
AAAUAAAGAAAGCUACCAUCGGUUUGUUAUUUCAUUUGCUUUCUGCAGGACAACGGAGGAGAAGAAUGGCAAGCAAUCUGUGCCGUCUAUUCUCAUCAGCGAUUGAGCUGUCGACACCAAAACUAGGUCUAUAUAACCUGAGAUCUGGAAUAGUGAGUCUCUCCGACUCCAACUCAGCUAUGAGAUUCAUUUCCUCUUCCUCUCAUCAUUAUCAACAACAACAACAAGAGACAAACCCUAACAAACCAGAAGCAGAAACCUCAGAGAUGAAAGAGAAGCUUCAAAAUGAGAAAGAAGAUGUUGAAGACGACGGCGAUGCCCUUGACCUCAAUGAAGAGACCGGUGAGAUCGGAGGGCCCAGAGGUCCCGAACCCACCAGAUACGGCGACUGGGAACGAAAUGGUCGCUGCUAUGAUUUUUAAUCGUACGAGAUCGAUUCACCACCCCUGGUUUCUAGAAAUCAAACAGUCUUGUGAGGUUAGGAUUAUUCUGAUUCCAUGAUUUCACAAGAUUCUUCCUUUAUUACUGUAAUAUCUUUUUUCUUGUUGCAAUUUUGGUUUCGACAAUCUACACUGUUGUUGCGGUUUGCACUUCAUAAAUAAUAGUAAUCUUUUUUCUCUUA